GAGUUUGGAGCAAGUAACUGUCAGUGAGGUUGCAGUUGGUCUGGGCUGUUUGGCUGUGAGCGAAAUAGCUGCCCCCCACUUCUCACUUGCACACCACGGGAUACUCCUCCUGAGGCUCCGGAUGAUUCAGAUGGACUGUGAAAAACAACAAGAUGGAUGAUCAUAUGGAGAUUGCUUCUAACAUAAAUCUGCAUAAAAAUUUUUCUGAAACAUGGCUGGAAUAUUUAAGGAGUUUUUUUUCAGUACUGAGGACCUCCCUGAAGUCAUUCUAACAUUGUCUUUGAUCAGCUCCAUUGGAGCAUUUUUGAACCGGCACUUGGAAGACUUUCCAAUUCCUGUCCCUGUGAUAUUAUUUUUACUUGGAUGCAGUUUUGAAGUAUUAAGCUUUACAUCUUCACAGGUCCAAAGAUACGCAAACGCCAUACAAUGGAUGAGUCCAGACUUAUUUUUUCGUAUAUUUACACCAGUAGUUUUCUUUACUACUGCAUUUGACAUGGAUACGUACAUGCUUCAAAAGUUAUUUUGGCAGAUACUUUUAAUUUCAAUUCCCGGCUUUUUGGUUAAUUAUAUCUUAGUUCUUUGGCAUCUGGCAUCUGUAAAUCAAUUACUUUUGAAGCCUACCCAAUGGUUAUUAUUUUCAGCUAUCCUUGUGAGUUCAGAUCCCAUGCUAACCGCAGCUGCUAUAAGAGACCUUGGGCUUUCUAGAAGCCUCAUCAGUUUAAUUAAUGGAGAAAGUCUGAUGACCUCUGUUAUAUCAUUAAUUACAUUUACUAGUAUUAUGGAUUUUGACCAAAGACUACAAAGUAAAAGAAACCAUACCUUAGCUGAAGAGAUCGUGGGUGGAAUUUGUUCAUAUAUUAUAGCAAGUUUCUUGUUUGGAAUUCUAAGUUCAAAACUGAUUCAAUUUUGGAUGUCAACUGUUUUUGGUGAUGAUGUCAAUCAUAUAAGUCUCAUCUUUUCAAUUCUGUAUCUCAUCUUUUAUAUUUGUGAGUUAGUUGGAAUGUCAGGAAUAUUUACUCUGGCCAUUGUGGGACUUCUUUUAAAUUCUACAAGUUUUAAAGCAGCAAUUGAAGAAACACUUCUUCUUGAAUUCUGGACUUUUCUAUCACGUAUUGCUUUUCUCAUGGUGUUUACUUUCUUUGGACUUCUAAUUCCUGCACAUACAUAUUUGUAUAUAGAAUUUGUUGAUAUAUACUAUUCAUUAAAUAUCUACUUAACAUUGAUUGUUUUAAGAUUUCUGACCCUUCUUUUAAUAAGCCCUGUUUUGUCUCGAGUUGGUCAUGAGUUCAGUUGGCGCUGGAUAUUCAUAAUGGUCUGUAGUGAAAUGAAGGGGAUGCCUAAUAUAAACAUGGCCCUUCUGCUUGCCUACUCUGAUCUUUAUUUUGGAUCUGACAAAGAAAAAUCUCAAAUAUUAUUUCAUGGAGUGUUAGUAUGCCUAAUAACCCUUGUUGUCAAUAGAUUUAUUUUGCCAGUGGCAGUUACUAUACUAGGUCUUCGUGAUGCCACAUCAACAAAAUAUAAAUCGGUUUGUUGCACAUUUCAACACUUUCAAGAGCUAACCAAGUCUGCAGCCUCUGCCCUUAAAUUUGACAAAGAUCUUGCUAAUGCUGAUUGGAACAUGAUUGAGAAAGCAAUUACACUUGAAAACCCAUACAUGUUGAACGAAGAAGAAACAACAGAACAUCAGAAGGUGAAAUGUCCACACUGUAACAAGGAAAUAGAUGAGAUCUUUAACACUGAAGCAAUGGAGCUGGCCAACAGGCGUCUCUUGUCAGCACAAAUAGCAAGCUACCAGAGACAAUACAGGAAUGAGAUUCUGUCCCAGAGUGCUGUCCAGGUGUUGGUUGGUGCAGCAGAAAGUUUUGGUGAGAAGAAGGGAAAAUGUAUGAGUCUUGAUACAAUAAAGAAUUAUUCUGAAAGCCAAAAAACAGUUACCUUUGCUAGAAAACUACUACUUAAUUGGGUGUAUAAUACCAGAAAGGAAAAAGAGGGCCCAUCAAAAUACUUCUUUUUUCGUAUAUGCCAUACAAUAGUAUUUACUGAGGAAUUUGAACAUGUUGGAUACCUUGUGAUAUUAAUGAAUAUAUUUCCCUUUAUAAUCUCUUGGAUAUCCCAGUUAAAUGUAAUCUACCACAGCGAAUUAAAACACACUAACUACUGUUUUCUUACACUUUAUAUUCUAGAGGCACUACUUAAGAUAGCAGCAAUGAGGAAGGACUUUUUUUCACAUGCCUGGAACAUAUUCGAGUUAGCAAUUACAUUAAUUGGCAUCUUACAUGUAAUACUUAUUGAAAUAGACACCAUUAAGUAUAUUUUUAAUGAGACUGAAGUAAUAGUCUUUAUAAAAGUUGUUCAAUUUUUUCGUAUACUACGCAUUUUCAAGCUCAUAGCACCAAAGUUGCUGCAAAUAAUAGAUAAAAGAAUGAGUCAUCAGAAGACCUUUUGGUAUGGAAUACUAAAAGGCUAUGUCCAAGGCGAAGCAGACAUAAUGACCAUAAUUGAUCAGAUUACAAGUUCUAAACAGAUUAAACAGAUGUUAUUAAAGCAAGUGAUAAGGAAUAUGGAACAUGCUAUAAAAGAGCUAGGCUACUUAGAGUAUGAUCACCCAGAAAUUGCUGUCACUGUGAAAACAAAGGAAGAAAUUAAUGUUAUGCUCAAUAUGGCUACAGAAAUUCUUAAGGCUUUUGGCUUAAAAGGAAUUAUUAGUAAAACUGAAGGUGCUGGAAUUAAUAAGGAACAGACCACCUGUUUCUCUGCUUUGCUGUCAAACCAAAAGUCUGAUGAAUCUAUUCGUCAUCCUAGAUUACACACAGUAAUAGCUACUCCUCACCCCUCAGCACCAUGGCAGGCAGCUAUGCAUGUGUCCUUGGAGCAACUUACAACUUGCAAGAGCCAGAUUGGCAAUAAAAGACCCUGUUCUCUAAAUAUCUUGCAUCUGUACUCUGAUGACUGAUUGAUCGCUGUUUCUAAUCAGAGAAGGCAAAGAGGUGGAAACCAUUGUGAUUGCACCUCCUCACAUUAUUGUAAGCCCUCCCCCUCUGGCUGAAGUGACUUCCAAAGGAUUUAAAGGGCCAACACUUUUUUUAACCUCUUUAUUUUUGUCUUAUUUCUCUUUUGGGAGCCAGACUUUAGAGACUAAGACAUUCAAAAACCACCACUUCACAGGUGAAAUUAGAAAGUCACAAUGCAUGCACAGGGGAAGGCACAGGCUCAGAAAAAAAGUAAAAUAAAACCCUGACAAUGCCUUAAGCUUAGACCUAAGACUAAUCCUCAGCUCAGAGACAGACUACAACCACCAAAAAACAAAAACAAAACAGCAAAUUCUGGGGAAAAAGGGAGAGUCUGAGUUCCAGAAUUACCACAUUGUUUAAUUCAAAUUCAGUUUUUUUUUUUUAAAUCACAAGGCAUACACAAAAACUGGCAAGUAUUGCCCAUUCAAAAGAAAAAAAUAAAACAACAGAACUGUCCCUAAAAAAGAUGGCAGGUCUACCAGACAAAGACUUUAAAACAGUUGUUUUAAAGAUGCUCAAAGAACUCAAGGAAGAUGUGAGGAAAGUCAGGUAGAAAAUACAUGAACAAAAUGGAAAUAUCCAUAAAGACACAGAAAAUCUAAAAAGAAAUUCUGGAGCAGAAAAGUAAAAAGUACAAUUAAGUACAAUAACGAAAAUCUAAAAAUUUCCUAAGGGGAUUCAAAGGCAGAUUUGAGUAGGCAGAAAAAAGAAUCAGCAAACUUGAGGAUAGGUCACUGGAAAUUACAUGUCUGAGGAACAGAAAGAUAAAAAGAAUUUUUAAAAGUUAACAGAGCCUAAGGGGCCUGUGGGACACCUGAAGCAGACCAAUAUAUAUUGUGGGAGUCCAAGAGAGAGAAGGAAAAAAGACAAUAUUUGAGAAAAUAAUGGCCAAAAACUUUUGAAAUUUAAUGAAAGACAUGAAUGUAAACAUCCAAGAAUCUCAACAAAUUCCAAGUAGGAUGAACACAAACAGAACCACAUCUAGACACAUUAUAAUCAAACUGUUAAAAGACAAAAAGAAGUUUUAAGACAACAAGAGAGAAGCAAUCCAUCACACACAAGGAUCCUCAAUAAGAUUAAUAGCAGAUUUCUUACCCGAAAACUUGGAGGCCAGAAGCCAGUGAGCUGAUAUAUUCGAAGUGGAAAAAAAAAAAAGUGUCAGCCAAGAAUCUUACAUUCAGAAAAAUUGUACUUCAAAUGUAAAGGAAAAAUUGAGACAUUUCCAGAUAAACAAAAGUUUAGGGAGUUUGUUACCUCUAGAUCUGCCCUAAAAUAAAUGCAAAAGGAAGUCCUGCUGGUUAAAUGGAAGGACACUAGACAGUAACUCAGAACCUUAUAAAGAAAUAAGACUCAGUAAAGGUAAAUACAUAGGGAAUUAUAAAAGCUAGUAUUAUUGUAAUCAUGAUGUGUAACUCCACUUUUUGUUUUCUAAAUGAUUUACGAGAAUAAUAUUUCUACUAAAAACAGUUAUUAGUAUAAAACUAAUAUUAUUUUAACUUUGGAUUGCAUUAAAAAUAUUUCAUGUUUUUGGACACACAAUGUAUAAAGAUGUAAUACUGUGAUAUCAACAGCUGGAAGGAGAUGGGGAUGGAACUGUUGUUAAAGGAAUAGAGUUUUUGAAUGUUAUGGAAGUUAAGUUUGUAUAAAUUCAAAUUAUAGUGUUAUAGCUCUGGGAGUUCAUCUAUAAUGCCCAUGGUAAACACAUAAAAAAAGUAGCUAAAAUAUAUACACAGAAAUAAAUAAGAAAAUAACUUAAAUGUUUCACUAUUUUAAAAAAUCAACUUAACACAAAAGACAAUAAUAUAGGACAACAAAGCUACAGAUAUUUAGAAAAGCUAUACAAAAAAAAUACAGCAAAAUGACAGAAGUAAGUUCCUUCUUAUCAGUAAUUACUUUAAAUGUAAAGGGAUUAAACUCUCUAAUCAAAGACAGAGAUUGGCAGAACAGAUCAAAAAACAUGAUCCAACUAUGUGCUUUUUCUUUGAGAAACUGGAUCUCUACAUGCACAAGAAUAAAGUUGGACCCUUAACUAACAUCAUAUACAAAAAAUACCUCAAAAUAGACCCAUGACCUUUAUGUAAGACCUAAAACUAUAAAACUCUUAGAAGAAAACAUGGUUAAAACUUCAAAAUAUUGGAUUUGACAAUGAUUACUUGGAAAUGAUGCUUAAGGCACGUGCAGCAAAAUAAAAUAUAGACAAAGUGCACUUCAGGAAAAUUUGGAAAUUUUGUGUGUGCAUCAAAAACCACUAUUACAGAGUAAAACGACCCAAAGAAUGAGAGGAAAUAUUUGCAAACCAUUUGUCUUAUACAAAUUAAUACCCAUAAUAUAUAGAGAACUCAUAAAACUAAACAACCUGAUUCAAAAUGGGCAAAACAUUUGAAUAGAAAUUUCUCCAAAGAAGACACUCAAGUGGCCAAUAACAACAUGAAAAUAUAAUGAGUUUGACAUCAUUCAUCAUUAUGGAAAUGCAAAUCAAAACUACAGUGAGAUACCACCACACAUCCAUUAGGAUAGCUACCACCAAAAAAAAAAAAGAAAAUAUCAUUGUUUCGGUGAGGGUGUGGAGAAAUUGGAACCCUUGUACACUGUUGUUGGAAAAGUAAAAUGAUAUAACCUCUGUGGGAAACAGUAUGGCACUUUCUCAAAAAAGUUAAAAUUAGAAUUACCAUAUGAUCCAGUAAUUCCUUUUCUGGGUAUAUAGUCAAAAGAAUUGAAAGUGGAGUCUCAAGGAGUUAUUUGUACACCUACAUUCAUAGCAACAUUAUUCACAAUAACUAAAAUGUAGAAGCCAAUUAAUUUACAGUGACAUAGGCAAGAUGGCACACUAGAGGUGCCUGGUACUCAUUUCCUUCACCCCUGAAAAGAAAGGACCAAGGCAACAAAUUAAAAAAAUAAGAUUUGGCUGGAAUGUUGAGGGGAGAAAACUAAAGCACAGGCAGGGAGUAAAGAAGUACCUGUGGUGAUUGGAAAGCCCAGGAAGUCACAUGGAGUCACCCUGCUUCUGCAGCCCCAUCUCCCCCACGCAUAUUGGCCUGGAGUCAGAAAUAACUUCCCAUUUCAGGGAAAAGAUAGGCAGAAGAUUCCCACUGGCCCCCAAUGCCACCACAAGCACCUGCAGUCCUCCCUACAGAAGUAUCGCACAGUCUUUCCAAAACCUGAACAUUAUUUGGGGAGCUGCUGGGAAUUCAUGAAGCUGCAUUACUCCAGAUUAGGAUCAUAAGGUGUGCACGCCCCACUCCCUACCCAUCUACUGUGAGCCAAGCUGCUGCACCAUGGCACCAUCUUGACACCAGAGCCAUUUGUGGAGUGUACCCUGCUCAUGGGACCAGUUGCUAUUGCACCCCUCCAGCCCUGGAGCUGUCUCUUCAUUCCACCAAGCCCACAUGAAUGACUGAAUGCCACAAACCCAGUUGUGUGAAACUGGGGCCUAGGAUCAGCUGUGGCUCUGGUCCCACAUAGCAGGAAAACCAACCCCCACCACCCACAAUUCCAGCCAGAGAAACAGUCUUGCAGCCCCAUUCAGGACAAAACCUCUGUUGAAAUGGCCUAACCACUGUGUCUCUCCUGCAACCAGGAGAGGCCCACAAGCCAGCAAGUAGAUAACACACCCCCAGGCUAGCAGAGCAGCUACAAGUGUCCCCACCCAAGACCUGAAAAACAGCCCUGUCCCCACCAUUAACCUUAUGGACAUACCCCUGGCCUGCCCAAUGACCCCAUGCCAUCCCCAUACCCAGAGCCUGAGACACAACCCCAUGGGCUACCCCCAGCAGACAUAUUCCUAAGCCAGCAAAGCAGCCUUGUGCCUGUAUCCUGUGACCAAGAAAGAGCCCCAAGUUACCCUUCUCAACACAGACAUGCCUCUGGCCUGCUGAAUGCCCUGCACCAGAACUAAGGGCCUGAGAAACAGCCCCACAAGCCUCUGCUGAAAGAUAUGCCCCCAAUGUAGCUAAGCAGUCUUGUGCCCACAUGCCAGACCAGAAAAAAAGCCCAUCCAAUCCUAGGCAGACCUGCCUCCAAGCCAGCUAAAUAGUCGCAUGCCCAUGCCCCUGGCCAGAGUAACAGACCCAUGGCUCCAACCCUAGUGAUCCAGACCCCAGGUUAGCUGACAUGUCAUGUGCAUGCAUGUGCCCCCAACUUGAGAGGCAGUCCGGCAAGUCUAUACCUGGCAAAGCCAUGGCAUUACCACCACACGCUCUCAUAGCUUAGGCCACUGAAACACUUGCAAAAUUCACGAGUAUGGAUUCCAGUUGGAACAAACUACAUGGAGACUACACUACUGCAUCCACCUAGAUCCAAAGCCAAUGCAUUCUACCCAACCGACACCCCAAGACCUACUCAUGCCAAUAAGUCUUUCCCUAUGAAACCUACUUCAUAAAAUUCAAAGAGGCAAUUGUUCCACCAGAUGCAUAGAAAUUAGUGUAGUGACACAUCAAACAUGAAAAAGCAAGGAAAUAUGAUACUUCCAGGGGAACACAAUAACUCUCUACUAACAGAUACACAAAAUACCAGAAAAAAAUUUUAAAAUAAUCAUGUUAAGAAAACAGUAGGAUACAAGAGAAUACAGAUGGACAGUACACCAAAUCAGAAAAACAAUUCAUGAUUCAAGUGAGAAGUUUAACAAAGAACCAGACAGAAAUUCUAGAGCUGAGGAAUUCAAUGAAUGAAAUAAAAAACACAAUUGAGAGCUUCAAUAAAGACUAAACCAAGCAGAAAAAAUAAUUUCUGCACUUGAAGACAAGUCUUCUGAAAUAACUCAGGCAGACCAAAAAGAAAGAAAAAAACAAAAACAAAAAAAGAAUAGAAACAAUAAAAGGUAGACACCACCCAAGUGUCCAUUAAUAGAUGAAUGAAUGAGCAAAAUGUGGUAUAUACAUACAAUGGAAUUUUAUUUAACCUUAAAAAGAUAAAUCCUGAUAUAUACUACAAUAUAGAUGAAUCUUGAUGACUUGUGCUAAUUGAAAUAAGCCAGUCACAAAAAUCAAAUACUAUGUGAUUGCAUUUAUAUAAGGUAUUUAGAGAAUCAAAAGAUAGAGAAAUGAUGGAAUUGUAGUUGCCAGGGGCUGGGGAAGUUGAAAUGGGGAAUUAUUGUUUAAUGGGUAUAGAGUUUCAGUUGUGCAAGAUGAAAAGAAUUCUGGAGAUGGAUGGUAGUGAUGGUUAAGCAACAGUAUGAAUGUACUUAAUACCAGUGAAAAUGAAGGGAGCCUUAGCCAUUUAAAAUAGUUAAAAUAAUAAAUUUUUAUGUUACGUGUAUUUUACCACAGUAAAAAAAAAAAUGGAAAAAAACAGUGAGAGGGAUGUUUGCUCUACUAAAUAUUAAGACAUGCUAUAAAUCCAUAAUAAUCAAAUAGUGAAGAAUUAGAAUAGAAUAAAAAAAUUCAAGGAAAUAGAGUUGAGUCCAAUAGCAAACAUAAACACACAUGGUAGUCUAAUAUAUAAUAUUAAGGGACAUUGCAUAUUAGGAAGAAAUGAUAGAUUAUUCAAUAAAUAAUUCUGAGAUAUUUGAAAUUCAUAUGAAAAAAUAUAACAUUAGAUCCAUACCUCACACCAUAUAGAAAGAAAAACUUCCAGAUGCAAUGAUGAGUUAACAUUGCCAAACUCCUCCAAAAAAGCAAAGAAGGAAUACUUCCAAGCCCAUUUUAUGAGGCUAUCAUUAUUCUGAUAUCAAAGCCAGAUAAGGACAAGAAAAUUAUAGACCAAUAUUUCUGAUGAACAUACCUGCAAAUAUUCUCAACAAAAUAUUAACAAACUGAAUUCAAAAACACAUUGAAAGAAUCAUUCACCACAAUUGGUAAAGUGGGAUUUAUUUCUGAGAUGCAAGGACUGUUUGACAUACACAAAUCAAUAAAUGUGAUACACCACAUUAACAAAAUUAAGGAUAAAAUAAUAUGAUUUUCCCAAUUGAUAUAGAAAAGGCAUUUGACAAAAUUAAGCACCCUCUCAUAAUAAAAACUCUCAAUAGAUUAGGCAUAGAGAGAAUGUAUCUCAACGCAAUAAAGGCCAAAUAUGAUAAACCCAUUGCUCACAUCAUCCUCAAUGAGGAAAAGUUGAAAAAUCAGAGAGAAGAAAAGAAACGUCCUCUCUCCCCACUUAUUUUCAACAUAGUACUGGAAGUCCUGACCACAGCAGUUAGGCAUGAGAAGAAAUAAAAAGCAUCCUCAUAGGAAAGAAAGAAGUGAGACUGUCUCCAUUUUCUGAUGACAUGAUCUCAUAUAGAGAAAACCAUCAAAAACUUGUUAGAAUUGAUAAUUGAAUUUAGUAAAGUUGUAGGAUACAAAGUCAACUAUACAAAUGUUAUAAUGAAAUACAGAAUAUAUCUAUAUUCUUGAUGUGAGGAAAGCUUUUCUAAACCACUUACAAAGCCAUAUAUAUAUAUGUGUGUGUGUGUGUGUGUGUGUGUGUGUGUGUGUGUUUAAAAAAAGUAAAAAUUACUGCAUAAAAUUUAAAACUUUAUAUAUUGAAAUAUAUUAAAAUGAGAUUAAAAGCAAACAUGGAAAAUAACAUUUGUAACAUGUAUUACACACAAAGUACUGAUAGCAAUAAUUCCUAAAAAGUUUAUAGAAAUCAAUUUAAAAAGGGCAAAAAAUCCUGGAGAAAGUGAAAAAAGGGUAUUAAAAAGUAUUUCACAGAUAUAUAAACAAAAUUUACAAUGAAUGUUUGAAAAGAUAUUUGACAUCCCUAAUAAUCAAAGAAUAGAAGUAUUUUCUUUAGUAAAUAGAAACUAGAGAAAUAAAACUAAAGAUACAAUUUUUUUGCCAAUUAAAUCAGAAAUGAUGGGCAAAAACUGUUAUUGUUCAAUGCUAAUUAGGUUAUGAGAAAAUAGACUUAAAUAUGGUAGACUAAAAUGUAAGUCAGCACAGCCAUUCUGGAGGGCAAUUUAGAAAAUUCAACGGCCAUUCAUGCUAAAAACUCUCAAUAAACUAGGUAUUGAUGGAAUGUAUCUCAAAAUAAUAAGAGCUAUUU
Molecule: messenger RNA, 9974 nt
Organism: Homo sapiens (human)
Lineage: Eukaryota; Metazoa; Chordata; Mammalia; Primates; Hominidae
Gene: SLC9C1
Product: solute carrier family 9 member C1
Exons: 22
Coding region: 212-2953 (913 amino acids)
Biological process (GO): monoatomic ion transport; monoatomic cation transport; transmembrane transport
Cellular component (GO): motile cilium; membrane
Molecular function (GO): monoatomic ion channel activity; sodium:proton antiporter activity; antiporter activity
Source: RefSeq, a predicted model, not a curated record